AUGCCUGCAAUCGUGAAAACCAGCAAGAAACGCGCUGCCGCGCCCCACUCUGGCGGACCUUCCUCAAAGAAGCCACAUCUUGGGAAAUCUGCUGCUACCACGUCAAAGCCUCGGCGCAGUCAGCGUAUCACUGUCCCAGCGCAACCCGACAAUGAUGAGUCCGAAGACGAUGAAGUAGAAGACGAGCAUGAAGACGAAGACCAAUGGGUAGAUGAAGAAGAUGGCUUAGACCACGAUGAUAUAGCAAUGGACGUCGACUCCAAACCUGCUAAAGACCCCAAUGCUAUCAGAGAGGCUAGAAAGGCCCAAAAAGUGGUUCAGGACCAGAGAAAAGCUGCCAAACCACAUUCCGAUCUUUUGGUUGAUGCUAAGAAGCUGUGGUCACUCGCUCGUCAACGCAACACAUCCCCAGAAGAACGUCAAAAGCAUGUUCAAAGCCUCAUGAAUAUAAUCAGAGGAAAGGUCAAAGAUAUUGUAUUCAAACACGAUGCAAGUCGGAUCAUUCAGACGAUUGUGAGGAACGGGAAGCAGAAGGAGCGCGACGAGAUUGCUGCGGAGCUCAGGGGCCGCUAUAAAGAUUUAGCCCAGAAUAAAUACUCGAAAUUCCUGGUCUCAAAACUCAUACGUCUCUGUCCGACACAUCGCGCGUCUAUCUUGACCGAGUUUGAAGGCCACGUCAUUCGAUUACUUCUCCAUCGUGAAGCAUCUUCUGUCCUUGCUGAUGCAUUCGAACUUUGGGCGAACUCGUACGAGCGUACGAUCCUGGUAAGGGAGUUCUAUGGCAAGGAAGCUGCCCUUUUCGCCACAGAUAAUGGUGGAGAGGUUGAUAAGGCGAAGGCUAGAGGUGGGCUCAAGGGUAUCCUGGAUGGAUCAAGUGUUGAGCAGAAAAAGAGGAUUAUGAACGCAACGAAAGAUUCUCUGGUCAAGAUAUUCAAUAACUCCGACAAAGGUGCUGUUUCGCAUGCGAUAGUCCACCGUGCAUUGUGGGAGUACAUUUCCGCCGUCAAUGAACUAUCCGACGAGGCAGAGCGCGAGAAACAACGGCGAGAAAUGUUUGAAUGCUGUCAGGAUGCACUAGCCGAAAUGGUUCAUACAAAAGACGGUAGCCGCGUCGUCAGAGGCUUCCUCGCUUAUGGGACCGCAAAAGACCGGAAACUUGUCUUAAAAGCGCUGAAACCGCACAUUGAACGCGUUUGCCUUGACGAAGAGGCCCAAUUCGUUCUCUUCACUGCCUUAGAUGUCAUCGACGACACAAAACAAGUCGCCAAGACAUUAGUCUCGUCAAUCACAGCUUCGGCACAAAAGCUAUAUCUUACACCUCAAGGUCGACGAUCUCUUCUUUACCUCCUCGUCCCUCGUUCCAGACGGCACUUUACUCCAUCGCAAAUUGCGUUACUGGCGGAAACCGACGAGAUUCGGGCACUGACGAGCAAGAAGGAAGCUGACGUAAGAGAAGCAGAGAUUAGAGAGGCCGCUAGCGAGUCGCUGAUAUCCUGGGUGACUACGGACGCGGCGGAUAUAGCGAGAGAACCCGGAGGCAGCCUUGUCCUCGCCGAGAUCAUGUUGUACGCUGUUGGAGAUAAAUCCGCUGCCAUUAAAUCUUUACUACAAGCGAUAUCGGCAACCUACCCGUCUCCCGAUGCUUCCAACCCCCAUUUAAUCGACCUGCCCCACGGAUCACGCCUUUACAAAAACCUCCUGCAAGGGGGGCACUUUAACCACACGACGAAGGAGGUGGACCGCGCCCUAGGAUGGGACGCCGCGGAGUUUGCUGAAAAGUUCGUCGAGAUCGUUGGCGAGGACGUGUCGGUAGCGAUGUGUACACAGGGUGAAGCUAACGGAGCGUUCGUCAUCGCGGAAUUAUGCGACAGUAUACACCGGGGAGGCAAGUCGAAAACUGGCCAGACCGUCAAGGGUUGGUUUGGCAGCGAUGGCUUGAAGCAAGUUGAGCAGGGGAAGGCAAAGGGAAGGAGAGUCUUGCUCGAGAAACUUGCACUGUUGUGA
Messenger RNA from Pleurotus ostreatus (oyster mushroom), 2004 nucleotides. It is a transcript of the gene PUF6, whose product is annotated as pumilio domain member 6. The record is from RefSeq and is a predicted model, not a curated record. Bases 1 to 2004 code for a protein of 667 amino acids. The transcript is spliced from 8 exons. Gene Ontology annotation, molecular function: mRNA binding. Lineage: Eukaryota; Fungi; Basidiomycota; Agaricomycetes; Agaricales; Pleurotaceae. Gene Ontology annotation, biological process: regulation of translation. Gene Ontology annotation, cellular component: nucleolus.